Molecule: messenger RNA, 1140 nt
Organism: Ostrea edulis (European flat oyster)
Lineage: Eukaryota; Metazoa; Mollusca; Bivalvia; Ostreida; Ostreidae
Exons: 7
Coding region: 61-1140 (359 amino acids)
Source: RefSeq, a predicted model, not a curated record
UUCCGAUGUGCAAGAUUCCCGGGUAAAUGUCAGAAGCAUGGAUACAAAACAGAAGACGGCAUGCUAAAGUUUCCCAGUAGAAGAAGUUUCUACAUAAUCAUCAUCAUUACGCUCAUUAAUUUGAUUGAUGUAGUGGGUCGUAGUUGUCCUGCUUCUUUGGAUACAAAGGUUUAUGUUUCAUCAUGCCCAACGAACAAAAUGGACUGGGAUGACGCAGCACGGAAAAAGAAUUGCUCUGCAGUACAACAAGAUUGUACUGCCCCUGCCAAUUUUCAGUACCACUGUCUUGCGAAUUCCUUCCAAACCAAAUUAAUCGAGAUUUGUGGUAUUCCAAUAGACAUAACAUUUCCUGUGUGUGCAGAAUACAAUGAGGGAGGAAACCUUGUCCAGGAGAACCACUUCACAGACUGUAGUGGGUAUAAUCCACCCUGUCCCUCCCGGUAUCCCUCCACAGAGUCUUAUAAAUAUGUUGAAUGCUUCAAUGUAACCCAACAGAAGACUACAGUGACUGUUUUAACAAGCAUGCCUAAGGAAGUUACAACUACAACAGCAUAUUUAACGACUAACUCCAAGACAACUGAAAAAGAUGCAGACGGUAACGUAAGCACUGACACAGUUGAAGGCCCAUCAACGAAAUGGCCACAUCCAUAUAAUCCAAACCAUGGACAGUUGAUUGUAUCGUUAGUCGUUAUGGCAGGGGUAGUUGUUCCCGUCUUUUCAAUUAUUUUGAUUGCAAGGAUAUUUGCAAGAGACACGUCUGCAAGAGAUGGUAUUCACAAACACAAAGAAGAAUGUAGUCGCGAAAAGGGAAUAGAAACGGAUCCAGAAAAGUUGUCAGCAGUUAGGAAUUGGCCAGCGCCUACCAAUAUCAAACAACUCCGCCAGUUCCUGGGUUUCGUUGGUUACUAUCGCAGAUUUAUCAGAACCUUUGUCAGGAUUGUAGCUCCUAUGAAUGCUCUUCUUAAAGGACAUGGGACUAAUACAAAGAAGAAAGGAACAGAGGGAAAGCCUAAAUCAUUCAACUGGACUUGGGCAGGAGCUGAGGAAGAAUCUUUUCGAGCCAUCAAACAGAAACUGCUGGAACCCCCUAUUCUUGGUUAUGCAAACUACCAAUUGCCGUUUAUAGUACAUACAAUAUAA